This is a messenger RNA of Vitis riparia (riverbank grape), 3442 nucleotides long. Its product is annotated as protein HESO1-like. Gene Ontology annotation, molecular function: nucleotidyltransferase activity. Gene Ontology annotation, biological process: RNA 3'-end processing. The coding region runs from base 296 to 1963 and encodes 555 amino acids. The transcript has 9 exons. The record is from RefSeq and is a predicted model, not a curated record. NCBI's taxonomy places the organism in Eukaryota, Viridiplantae, Streptophyta, Magnoliopsida, Vitales, Vitaceae.
UAUCAUAAUCGAACGAGAAAACAAGCUGCCAAUGGGAAUCCAACGCCGCUCUCGGUUCUUAUGAAACCAAAAGAAAAAGAGGGAAACAACAUCUGGGAAAGCUCAUUUUCAAGAAAUCACACUGAUUACAUCACAGAAAACGACGCCCUUUCAGUUCCUACGACAUACCCCAAAACCCUAGCCCCAGUUUCGGUGGUAUCGAAUUCCAGAAAAUUUCAGCAGCCAUAGCUUCACGUUCCGCUUGUUUGGCUGGAGAGAGAAUUUGGCGUUUUUGCCCUAUAUUCAGCAGCAAAUCAUGGAAAAGUCUGAGGCAGUCCUACUUAAGAAGGCAAAGAAACUUGAAUCACAAGGGUUACAGCAGAGCAUAGUCAAGCCAGAAAGGGCACCUGUGUUUGAAGAACUACUUCAUAAUGUUUUACACAUCCGUCAUCCAAAACCAAUCGAUUAUUUCAAUCGAAUAGAUUUGAUUCGUAUCUUCAAUGUCAUUUCAAAGGAAAUACAUGGAAAUGGUGAUGACUUUACUAUUGUGGAGGGAUUUGGUUCUUUCUUGAUGGAUAUGUUUAGUGCUGGAAGUGAUUUGGAUUUAUCUAUUAAUUUUGGUAACUAUGCAGUUGAAGUUAGUCGAGCAAAAAGGAUUCAAACCCUUCGGAAGUUUGAGAAAAAGUUGAAAGCUCUGCAAAGGAUAGGGCAUGUGUCCGAUGUUAUCUUAAUCACAGGUGCCAGGGUGCCAAUUUUGAAAAUUACUGAUCGUGGCACUGGAAUUGAAUGUGAUAUAUCUGUCGAGAACAGGGAUGGAAUUGCAAAAUCCCGUAUUAUCCGCAUGGUCUCUUCAAUUGAUCAUAGAUUUCAGAAGCUAAGUUUUUUGAUGAAAGCUUGGGCAAAAGCACAUGACAUUAACAGUUCCAAAGAACAUACCCUGAACUCUUUAUCCAUAAUCUUGUUGGUUGCUUUCCAUCUGCAGACUCGAGAUCCACCUAUAUUACCUCCAUUCUCUGCCAUACUUAAAGAUGGAUCUGAUAUGGAAACUGUUACAAAGAAAGUCAGUAAUUUCUUGGGUUAUGGGGAAGUGAAUAAAGAAUCACUUGCUGAGCUCUUUGUUACAUUAUUACUCAAGCUUCAAUCAAUUGAAACACUUUGGUCCAAAGGUCUCUGUGCCAGUAUAUAUGAUGGAUCUUGGAUAUAUAAAACAUGGGAUUCUGGUGUUGGUUGUAUUAAUGUUGAGGAUUUCACUGACCGGUCCCAGAAUGUUGCAAGGGCUGUUGCAACGAAACAAGUGACUAAGAUCUACAAGUGCAUCCAUCAUUCUCUUCAUUGGAUUUCAGUUUUCAUGAAUGGCCGGAUGGAAGGACCCAAGUUAAGGCGGCGUUUGUUUGGUCAAGACCAUGUACCUAAACCUCUGUCUGGUCCAGGUCAAUUACCUGUUCCAGAGGAUGGAGGUAAAAGUCUUGAUGAAAAUGCAGCGAGUGCCCUGACCCAAGAUGACUUUAUUCAGACGAAGAAGCCACGAUUAAUGGAUGGUUGGGCAGGACAGAAGCAUGAUUCUGUUGAGCUUGCAAGCAAUGUAGCUUGGCCUUCUACACAACAUUUGGUUUAUCAAGCUCAUCAGUUUGCUCCGGGUCCACCUCAACUUCCCUUCAGUCCUCUGCAGAACCCAGUAUGUUUUGCAGGGUCACAGAGUUUGAAUGUGAUGCCUCCAAUGCCUUCCAUGGGGCCAAUGCAUGGCUGGGGAGGACAGCAGCAUGCUCCUGGUGCAGCUACAAGCACUGCAGCUGGGCCUUUUGCUAUACCCUUUGCUUAUCAAGUGCUUCAGGCUGCUCUUGGUUUGCCUCAACUCCUUGAUGUUCCUCUUCAACAACCGGCAUCUGCUCCUCUGCAGACCAUGCUACUUUCCCAUGGGCUACAGGGUUCAAUGACAACAGUCCCAAGGCCUUCUGCUGAGCUACCUUAUGCGCGACACAACUGACCAUUGAGAGAAGUAAAGCGCGAGAAGUAAGCCAUUUCCCAAACCUUCUGCUAGAAUUCACUUGUGUAGUUUCUUGAACAGAUCUACACCCAAGCUAUAGCAUAGAGUCAUAAUUUAAGACCUUUAAGAGCACCAGUUUGGAGAAGUUAGCAUCAGAAGAGGAAUAUUUUCUUAGCUGUACACUAGUUAUUUCCACCCAUGCAAAUUGUAAAUAUAACAGUGAGUUACCUAAGAAUUGAAGCUUUUUAGCUACCAUUGUGUGGGAAAGGAAGACAAUAUUGUUGAGCCAACUUUACUUUUGUCUCUUCAAUUUUUUUUAAAAACUUCAACUUGGGCAUGAGGUUGUGUAUAUAACUGCUUGGAGUAAUCUCGGAAGUUAUUGUUUUUAUGUGGAACAAAUGGGUCGCUCUGAGUUGCGUUUGACUUUGACGUUCAGAUUAGAAAUAGUAGUUGUAUUUUCUGUGCUGUUGAAUAUUAGCCCUGUUUGGGAUUAUGAUUAACUUGUACGUUUAAAAGCAGAAGAAGGAUGAGUAGAAUUUAAUAAACAAGGAAUAUGAGAAAACAGAGUGGUUUAUUGCUAUUAUUAUUAUUAAUUAAAAAAAUAAUAAAAUCGAAGUAAUAAACAUUACCACCAAUUUUAGCCUAACAACUAAGCUUGGUUGUUAGAGGGUGACACGUGGCAUAAGAUAUUCUCUAACAGGUUAGAGAGACCACUUUUUAGAGUGGAGUAGGGACUUUCUGAGGGGACGUCAGCAGAGGACACCUAGCAAGGAGAUACUCUCUCCUGCGAAGUGACUAUUUUAGAGGGCAGUGCGGCAGAGGAGAGGCUGCUUUUUGGUUGGUUAUAAUGAGGAUUUUCUUUGGAGUAGGCGGCAAGAAAAGCGGUGAGCGAGAAGAAAGGAGAGAGAGAGGAAGAAGAGGAGAAGAGCAGAGGAGGAUGGUUUAGCUGGCUCUCACUGGUUUUGUUGAUUUUGUCGAGGAGAGGGGAGAUGAAUCACCAUUGUUUCUAUGAAUCACCCGAGCUGAGAAGGAUAUUCAUUUGUGGUGGCCGUUUUUGGAGGGCUGUAGAGGAGAGGAAAAACCAGAGUAAAAGGAGCAGAGGGAGGGGAGAACCAGAGGACAACAGUUCGUGAUUUCCGGGGAACUUUUCGAGAAAGAACGGCUAGAAGCCCAGCGCACCUUGCUGGAGAGGAGCACUUUCAGGUAUGGUUAUUGUGGAUUUCCCAUUCGUUUCAACCGGUAUGCUUUUCUUCUCUUUUUCUGCAGAUUCUUGGGUGCUGUUUGUUGAUUGGGAGUAGACAUAAGGCUACAUGUUUGUUUCAGCUGAUCUCUAGGUUUGUUUGGUUGUGUUAUAGCAUGUUCAUAUCCCUCUUUUUAUUGGUUUCUGUUUGAAGAUUAGUUUGGCCCUGUUUCAGUUUCCCCAUGAGAUGUCUGCAACCAUGUUUUGAUUUCCAUUUAAUAUCCGUUUGGUUUCACUCA